Zea mays is the source of this 776-nucleotide messenger RNA. RefSeq names its product probable E3 ubiquitin-protein ligase HIP1. The record is from RefSeq and is a predicted model, not a curated record. The transcript has 4 exons. Lineage: Eukaryota; Viridiplantae; Streptophyta; Magnoliopsida; Poales; Poaceae. The coding region runs from base 1 to 453 and encodes 150 amino acids. Gene Ontology annotation, molecular function: ubiquitin protein ligase activity.
AUGGAGCUGCGCGCGGUUAUGGUCGUGGUUCUGGUCGCGAUCAUGUCUGGAGGCGUAUCGAAGAUGGUGAUGUUCAGAAUCAAAGAGGUGGUCGCAUCUAUCUUCUAUGGCGGUGUUGACAUUCACGAUAGACACAGGGACAUGCGCCUUGACAUUGACAAUAUGUCCUAUGAGGAGCUAUUAGCACUCGAGGAAAGAAUAGGAAAUGUCGGCACUGGCCUCAGCGAGGAAGCUGUGAUAAGGUUGCUCAAACAAAGGAAAUUUUCAUCUUGGACACUAAAAGCAUCUUUGGACCCUGAACCAUGUUGUAUCUGCCAGGAGGAGUACGCUGAUGGAGACGACCUCGGGAAGCUGGACUGCGGGCACGACUUCCACGCUGGCUGCAUCAAGCAAUGGCUGGUGGUGAAGAACGUGUGCCCCAUCUGCAAGAGCACCGCAUUGAAGAAGACCUGAAACCCGAACAAAGGCUCGUGUCAGAGACAUCCCCCAUGUUUCUAUGUUCACUCGAUGGUUCGCGAGAUCAUUUGCCGAUUCGUAUUGCUACGCUUUUUUUUUUUUGGUCGGGAAAAUUUUGCCAGCCACCUUUUGGUUAAUGUCUUUCCUGCUUGAUGUAGUGAAUUUGGACUAUGCCUGAUAGUUGUCCUUGACCUGAAUCAGGUUGGUGUGUGGGUGUUUCAUGUUUGGUUGCUGUGAUAGCUGGUACGAACAAUGUAUUUCUGUUAUGCAAGUAAUAGAAAUGAAGUUUCUCCGGUCAAAAAAAAAAGGUGGAGGAACGA